Molecule: messenger RNA, 445 nt
Organism: Funneliformis mosseae
Lineage: Eukaryota; Fungi; Glomeromycota; Glomeromycetes; Glomerales; Glomeraceae
Source: the annotation of a GenBank genome assembly
GCAUGUAUCAGAAUCAUUUUAUGAUGAACGUAAGGUCCUUAAACCUCAUAAACGCGGACGACAUGCUUCAUCCUAUGUCGUAUGGCAUGAGUUGACAUCCAAAAUACUCGAUCUCACCAUAACGACCCUUACAAUUUCUCCUUUCGAAUUACGUCGUCAAAAGGAUAUCAUCACUAGAUAUCAUUUCCUUAAGCGCGAAAAAUUCCUUUCACAGCCAGCGUACAUUCGGACGGCAUUCUUCAUCCUAAGUCAUAUAAGUCAUAUAUAUACACAGUCGCUUAAGGAUUCGAUGCAUGCUGUUGAAAUACCUCCGAAUAGUAAUCGACCCAUCUUAAAAGCGGAUGAUCUUAGAAAUCAGCUAAAUAACAAUAUAUGGCAUGAGUGGGUUGACAUCCAAAGUCGUUCGAAAAAGCUAAAAAAUACCAAACUGUUAAACGGUGGUUAG